This is a messenger RNA of Trichoplax adhaerens, 843 nucleotides long. RefSeq lists its product as uncharacterized. Gene Ontology annotation, molecular function: lipid carrier activity. The transcript has 7 exons. Gene Ontology annotation, biological process: lipid transport. NCBI's taxonomy places the organism in Eukaryota, Metazoa, Placozoa, Uniplacotomia, Trichoplacea, Trichoplacidae. The record is from RefSeq and is a predicted model, not a curated record. The coding region runs from base 1 to 843 and encodes 280 amino acids.
AUGGGAAUCUCAGUCCUUUCAGGGUAUAAAGUUGGCUGGGGAUAUAAAUUUUCCUAUCAAGGUUAUGUUUCCAAGUCAGUUUUAAAUCCUCAUGGCCACCGAUAUACUUCAGAAAUUCGAUUUAUCUCUAAAGUCGAUCUUGAAAUCUUUCGACAUGAUAUCGUCAAAUUGAAGCUAAAUUCGAUCCGACUAUAUCAAGACAAUCGACCAUCGAAAGAUGGGAAAGCAUUUGCUAAAGGAUUAGCCGCCUAUCCCACUUAUUUUCAAUGGAUCCAUGGUCAAAUUACUGCUAUUUACACAAAUAAACAUGAACCAGAAUGGGUUCUAAACGUUAAAAGGGGCAUUAUUAGCGGAUUUAUUUUGAAUUAUAUACCGUAUCAAACUCAAUACUCCAUUUCAGAGACGUGUUCGUCUUUAUAUUUGCAUGAAUAUCUAGAUGGAACUUUAGGUCAAUCCGAUAUUGAUGGUACCUGUCUGACUAAUUACACCAUUAACACCGAAAAGCCAGGCCUAACUACUGUGACAAAAUUUCGCGAUGUUACUAAUUGCAAAGGAAGAAUUUUAUCAUCAUCUUGCACUUUUGAUGACAUCGGUCGGGAGAAUUGUAAAGAUCACUUCCAAGUAGCAGAUAGUGCCACUUUCCAAAUUACCAAUAAUAAAGGUGAAAAUGGAAUCAUUAAAAGAAGUAUCCGAAGAGAGAAAUUUACCUUUGUACCAUUUUCCAAGGAUAAAGGAUCAGUAGUGGUUGAAACGAGACGGGUAUUCAAGUAUUUUGUCAAUUAUGCCCUGAAACACGAUUUAUCGGAACUUUAUAAACUUCAGGGCCUAUUAGCUAAAAAAUAA